AUGAACGCGCUGCUCUUCUAUACACAAGCUCAUCGUCGCGAACGAUACACCGGCAUGCCUAUCCGCGGCCCCAAAACGAAUUCGCUCUCAAGCCAGAGUACCGAGUCCGACACGAGCGCGACGGCCGGCCAGGAGGAUUAUAAGCGAAAUGCCAUAUAUCUUAUGGGCGAGCAGCCGUCAGGAAAUCAACAGACCGGCCAUUCGGACCGCGAGGAUUCGUUUUUCGACACAAUCCCCAGUCGACCGGCGCCGUGCACCGUAUUCCUAGCGCAAUCGUUCAUGUUGGUCUCUACCGACUCGGAUGAUGUGCCAUUGGUUCAAUACUUCUCCGUCCCGUCCGCCGCCUCACACCACUCCUAG
This is a messenger RNA of Punctularia strigosozonata HHB-11173 SS5, 360 nucleotides long. RefSeq lists its product as uncharacterized. The transcript is spliced from 2 exons. The record is from RefSeq and is a predicted model, not a curated record. NCBI's taxonomy places the organism in Eukaryota, Fungi, Basidiomycota, Agaricomycetes, Corticiales, Punctulariaceae. Bases 1 to 360 code for a protein of 119 amino acids.